Molecule: messenger RNA, 534 nt
Organism: Leptosia nina
Lineage: Eukaryota; Metazoa; Arthropoda; Insecta; Lepidoptera; Pieridae
Source: the annotation of a GenBank genome assembly
AUGACGAGAAAAUUCCUUUUCUGUUUCCCACUGCGGCUCGGCAAUAUCGUGUUUGGUUAUAUUGUUAUUAUAAUAAGUCUAGCCGUAGCAUUGUUCCAUCUCUACCUUCUCGCCUUGAACAUAAUCUCAAAAGAUGACACGCAAAAUGAGAAAUUCAACAAUUUCGAAAAACUAGAAAGCAUAUUCGGCGAAGAGAAGAAAGAUCUAGUCACGAUAGUCGUAAUGAUAUAUUACUUGACAUAUAUUAUUAUUGGACUAUUAUUAUUUGUUUUCGGUGUUAUAUUCACUUUUGGAGCGCACAAGGUAAACGAGUGUUGUGUUACAACUUUCUUCAUCUACAGUUUCUUUCACAUUUUCUUCACUGUUGGCUUAAUUGUUUGGGAGGCCAUAACCAACGGGUGGAUACAACUUGGUCUCAUAUUUGUUUCAGACGUGCUCCUGAUAAUUUGUUUGUUCAGCGUCAAAUAUCUGAUGGAAGCGAUACGGAAUGGGAACAUCUACAGUCGGCCUGGCGAAGAGCUCUACAAAUAUUGA